Molecule: messenger RNA, 3150 nt
Organism: Lachancea mirantina
Lineage: Eukaryota; Fungi; Ascomycota; Saccharomycetes; Saccharomycetales; Saccharomycetaceae
Source: the annotation of a GenBank genome assembly
AUGGACACCCGGGCUUUGUUGAAUUGUUUUCUGGGGACUUUGAGCCAUGAUAGUAAAAUCAGGUCAAGUGCCGAAAAUGAGUUAAAAAGUGCGAGCAAAACGCCUGGAUUUCUGGGAGCCUGCUUGGAUAUAAUCUCUAGCGAUGGCAUUUCGGAGCAUAUUAAACUGUCGACAUCGUUAUACUUUAAAAACAAGAUCCUGUAUGGAUGGUCAGGCAAGCAGCAGGGCAAAAACGAGCUGUUACAUUACAGCGUGGAUAACGAUGAGAAACCCGUGGUAAAAGAAAUGUUAGUGAGAGUUUUGGUUCACUGCUCUUUGCACUCUCCAAACUGUGUGCGAUUACUAUUACCGGCGCUCACCGUCAUAGUGUCUGAGGAGUACCCAGCUAAGCGGUGGGAUUCUCUUUUGGGAGAAUCUUUCAACUUGCUGACCUCCAACGACGUCAACUCGGCGCACGUCGGACUUAUGUGCUUGGCAGAGAUAUUUCGCACUUACAGAUGGAAGGAAAACGAUGACCGUCAAGAACUAGAGCACCUCAUAUUAAACUACUUCCCAUCUAUUUUAGCGUUUGCUUCUAGCACGCUGCAACAGGGAGAGCAAUCGCGCAACGACAGCAAAAUAGGCGAUAUGAUCAAACUUGUUCUGAAAAUAUUUAAGUUUGUCACAUAUCAUGACCUGCCCUUUUCACUCCAGAGGACCGAAAAUUUCGUGCCAUGGGCUAAUUUGCAUGUGUUGAUCAUUGAGCAACCUCUGUCGGUAUCUUUUCUAGAGUCGACUCUGCCGAGUGAUCGUAAACUCAAUUCUUGGGUAAAGGCGAAAAAAUGGGCUUACGCAAACAUGUAUAGGAUGUUCCAGCGAUAUGCAUCCGAGUCUCUCUCGAGAAAAUUCAGUUACGACGAGUUUAGAUGGCUGUAUUUGAACGAUUUUUAUCCCCAAUUGCUGCAGCUAUUUUUCGUUCAAAUUGAACAAUGGGGGUCCGGCUCGCUGUGGUUGAGCAACGAAGCCCUUUAUUACAUUUUGGGCUUUGUCGAACAAACCGUCGUUCAGAAAAAAACUUGGCCGCUGAUGAAACCUCAUUAUAUGACUGUUCUCCAGCAUGUCAUUUUCCCUCUACUCUGUUUGAACGAAGAGGCUCUUGCGGCUUUUGAGAACGACCCUCACGAAUACAUUCACCGGAACUUAGAGGCGUGUGACGAAGACUAUCUACCAGACCUGGCCGCCUUAUCGUUACUCACAACUUCGGUGACGAAACGUGGCAAGACGACUCUGCAGCCCACAAUGCAGUUUGUCACAGAAAAGUUGCAUAGCCACGUCGACUCCAUUGCCUCCAUGGAGUUGGCGACCGCGGUCGAAAUGGAGUCCUUGCUUAGAAUUUUCUCGAAUAUUCUACAUCGGCUCACGCAGAAGAAUUCGCCAUUUUUGGGAGAAUUGGAAGAAUUACUGAGAACUUUGGUCUUCCCAUUUUUUCGAUCGCCUUUUGCAUUCUUACGUGCACGCGUCUGUGAGUUGAGUUCUAAGCUGGGAGAAUUUGAAAUCAAAAAUGAGGAUACCUCUUCGAUGCUUUUCAGGGGUAUUCUCAGUUGCUACAGCGAGGAAAACGACUCGCUUCCAGUUGUCCUAUUAGCAGCACUAGCACUUCAGGCGUUUCUUCAUGUUCCAGAAUUUCGCGAAUCUAUAUCGACAAAUGUGGUACCAGCAAUGCAAAAGCUUCUGUACAUUUCAAAUGAGAUUGAGUCAGAUGCAAUUUCGGGUGUCAUGCAGGACUUCGUCGAGAAUUUCUCUGAACAAUUGCAACCGUUUGGUGUCGAGCUAAUGAACAACUUGGUUCAACAGUUUUUGAAGCUAGCAAUCGACUUACAAGAAUCUUCGGCAUUUGAUAUUAAUACUGUGGAGACUGGAAUAGAAGUACCCGACAGCAGUGAUAAGCAAAUGGCUGCAAUGGGGAUUCUUUCGACGGCGAUUUCGAUUUUGUUAUCAUUUGAAAACUCUCCUGAAAUCGUUAAGAGUCUAGAGCAGUCGUUUUAUCCAGCGGCCGAAUUUAUUUUGAAAAACGAGAUGGAGGACUUUUACCGGGAGGUAUGUGAACUGAUUGAAAAUUCUACAUUUCUAUUAAGAGUUAUAACGCCAAUUUCAUGGAAGGUGCUAGAGCUGAUCGGCGACUGCAAUCGAAAACCAGACAGCAUGGUGGCUUUCUACCUUGAAGAUUUUAUGCUUGCCUUGAACAAUUACCUAGUGUAUGGGAAACAGGAGCUCAGAAAAAACGAUUUUUACGCCAACAUCGUAUUCGAAAUUUACGUUUCUGCCGUUUCUUCAGCAGACAAUGGUUUUGAUGAGAUGGCAGCGAUUUUCGAUCUCUCUCAAAAGGUGCUGCUCACACUAGGAGAGGAUAUUAAUCCUGCUUUCGUUGAACGUUUCCUGAACGAUGCUCUUGACGCCAUCUCAUCAGAAUCAAAAGAGCUGAAGAACCAAAUUGUUUUCGGAGUAAACGCGUUCAAUGUGGUGGUCGCAUGCUUGACAUGCUUCCCCGAAGUGACGUUACAAGCAUUGCAAUCCAAAAACCUGAUUGAACUGUUUUUCAGCAUUUGGUGCGACUCCUAUAUUCCAAAGUUCAAGAGAGUUUACGAUAUCAAACUUUCGGUUAUGGCUAUCUUGAGCAUCAUCGGGAGAGUUUCAGCCGAGGAUUUGAAUGCGGCGUCUCUGUGGGGGCUAUUUGCUAAAUUUGGGCCUUUGUCUGCCCAUCUCAUGUCCGCACUUCCACAUGCCCUUGCAUUGCUCGAGGAAAAGAGAAAAGAGUAUAUCUCUGACGGGGCGGAAAAUGCGGCCGAUACUUCCUUUUUCGAAUGGACCGCCCCAGACGACGAGGAAGAACCUGAUGGAGACGAUGAGGAGGCUUUUAACGAUUUUUUGAAAGAUGAAGCCGAGAUUUUGAAGAUGGUCAAUGAGCAAGCCGAGGCUUUCGGUGAAUUCGAAGAUUUCGACGACCUUGAAGAAGAUCCACUGUCGGGAUCUGUUCUAGACGAAAUUAACAUCUACGAUGCAUUCAAGACCGUAAUAAACGCCUUGCAGUCUGAUCAAACCAAGCAUAGAGCUUUAGUGAGCGGUUUGUCUCCGGAAAAUCAAGAGGUUUUCUUUCAGCUGAUGAAUAUCUGA